UUUGAACACAUUCACGAAAAGGCAUCGCAAUGAAUCGCUUGCAGUGGAAAGCAUCAGUUCUUAUAUGUUCAAUUCUCAUAUUUUAUUCUGUUCCAGCUGUCGAGUCUGCUCCUGAGGAAAUAAAGAAUAUCUUAUCGCUUUUAACAGAACAUGGUGUCCAGAUGCAACACGUUGGAAACUCCGCUAGAAGCGUGGGCAAGGCCAUUCAAUCAAUGGGUAAAGCAGCAGCUUCUAAAGUACGAAUGCUGAAUGUCCUCACUGGAUGGGAUAAGUCCGAAACACCAGUUCCUACCUCCGAAAAGCCUGAUGCUGCCUCCAACAAACCACCUGCCAUUUCCAAAAGAACUGUCACUAAAGUGAUUAGUGACGGUGUGAACAGUGUUUAUCGAACAGUGGCUAAUGUAGCAGCUGCUAAAAUAAACUUUUUUAGAAAUCUUACUGGAUGGAACAAAUCCGAAAACCCAGUUGCUAACGCCACAAAACCAUUAGCAAACACGAGAAAACCAGUUAAUUAUUCGCAAAGACCAGUUACUUACUUAGAGGAACAACAUACUUACAGGGAAGAACCAGUUAACAACAUGCAUGAACCAGCUAACCACAUGCAUGAACCAGCUAAUAACUCGGAAGAACACUAUCUGAAAUUUUAGUUUUCAACUGAUAAAUUAUAAUUUCAAAAUAUGUGGUUAAGGUUUCAUAAGAUCUUUAUAUCUGUUAUAUGGACUCUAAAUAAAAUUCUUAAUUCCCAA
This is a messenger RNA of Drosophila willistoni, 746 nucleotides long. RefSeq lists its product as uncharacterized. NCBI's taxonomy places the organism in Eukaryota, Metazoa, Arthropoda, Insecta, Diptera, Drosophilidae. Bases 30 to 647 code for a protein of 205 amino acids. The record is from RefSeq and is a predicted model, not a curated record. The transcript is spliced from 2 exons.